AAUCUGUAAAUUCAUGUGCUUGUAAUUUGGGAUAACCUUUGGGAGGGCACCGGAAGGACGUCGUCGCUGUAGGCAACAGUGACGUCACUCAAACAGGCGGGAGAUGCGAGAAACCAGGAAGUUAGUCGCUUCUUCUUUAUUUGUCAACAUCAGGGGUUCUUUUCCAAAAUCUGAACAGAGUGAGAAAUCGAUUUUUACAGCAAUGGAUGCAAUUGCUGUGGCACAAACAAACGAGUGGAAGAACACCAAAGAAGCGAUCGCCAACUUUCGACAUCUGCUACUUUGUUCAAAAUGUUCCCAGUUGCUGAAGGAUCCUGUUUGUCUUGGGACAUGUGAGCAUAUGCUGUGCAGGUCGUGUGCAGGCCCAAAGGCAGGUGAUGGCUGUGUGGUUUGUCACAGCCCUUCCUGGGUGAAAGACAUCAAAACCAACAGACAGCUCAAUAGUAUCAUACCGCUCUUCUGUGACUUGGAGGCCAUGUUGUACCCUGAUGGACAAGCAGACUCCUCGGAGAUAAUGCGUCAACAAAAUGAGGGCACCGUCUUAAAAUGCAAGAAGAAUUUCAAGAUCUGGCUCAGCCCUCGCAGCCGCAAAAUGCGUUGCGUGGUGAAAAGAAAUCCAGAAGUCACCACACCUGAAAGCAAGUCUGAAGCUCAGCCCGGAGCUUCCGCGGCAGCAGUCGGUGACAUGACCAUUUUCAACUUCACCUCGUCCUCUCAAGACUCUGGCUCCUCUUCGCCAGCAAAGUCCAGUAAUAAAAAACAGAACAGGAAGACGGGGACAAAUGCGAAAAAGAUUGGCGGCAGAAAGAAAACGACACAAAGAGCCUCAAAGAAACAAAGUAGACAGAUGGUGAGGAAGAAUCUUGAUAGUAUAAACGAGCAAUGGAGGAUUAUAAAGGAGCAAUCAGAGCAUUUUGACGUGGAAGGUGAAAGUACGUCUCAUAAAAAAGUUUCCUUCAUCAGCCCUGAUGGCGCAACUUGCAUCAAUGAUCUCCGACCUGUGUCUAGCACGCGCACCUUGAGAGACGGACUCACAGAAGGUCGUGUCGAUCCACCCAAGAGCUCAACGCUGAACAAAUCCGACACCGUUUACGACACAGUGCCCGCCUCCAUCCUCAAAACGAUCCCUAAAAAACAAACCGACCUUUCGUCUCCACGGCGUUCCUCAAAACGCCAAAGACCGGAGGGAGAGGUCGUUGCCCUGGAGACCACACCGAAAAGGCCAACAGCCUCAACGACCAGCUGUCAAAAAUCAUUGGGUCACUCGUCUCCCGCUGUCGCUAAUUCUCCGUCUUUGCCUAAGCGGAGGUGUAAAAAGCUCCCCCGAGAAGGUGGAGGGGAGAGUCCCACUCUUCCACUUACGCAAAGUAGAAAAUCUCCUUCUUCUCGUGCUUCUCGUGCUAACCCAGGGAGCCCAACGGUCGUGAAGAAGAACCACAAAGGAGAGACCCUGCUGCAUUUAGCCGCGAUAAAGGGGGAUGUCGAGGGUGUCAAGGAACUACUGGACCAGGGAGCUGACCCCAACCUGAAGGAUAAUGCAGGAUGGACACCUCUGCACGAGGCAUGUAACCUGGGCCAUCUGGCAGUUGUGGAGACGCUGUUAUCAAGGGGGUCCCUGCUCAACACUCCCGGCUACAAAAACGACUCUCCGCUUCACGAUGCCGUGCGAAACGGGCACAUAGCCGUUGUCAAAUUGCUGCUGCAGUUUGGAGCCUCGCGGAAUGUGCUAAAUCUUGAUGGCAAGCGGCCUGCAGACUACGCUGCAAAUCGGGAAAUGCUGGAAGUCUUCCAGGAAGUGUCUGAGGAAACCCAAAAUGCCAGCACAUCUACUAACAGCCCGGCUGCUCGCUCUGUCGCGGUUAAUUGCGCUAAGCAAGAAGAAAUGGUUUUGUUUGUGUCGAGCAAGCUGUCGCAAACAGACCAGCAUCAGAUUGCAAAACUGAGCCGGCUUUUGGAUGGGAGAAUAACGGACUCCGUUACUUCUUCAGUGAGUCAUCUUGUGGUGCCAGAGGGACCCAUGCCGAGCACUUACUCCACUCUCCUCGGACUUCUUGCAGGCUGCUGGAUUGUCAAAUACAGCUGGGUGGAGGCAUGUCUGCAGGCAGGCAAGCGGAUGCCAGAAAACGAGCACGAAGCGGGCGAAGGCCCCCAACGCAGUCGCAUCAACCGAUGCAGCUUGCUCCCACCGCUGUUCGAUGGCUGUUUCUUCUUUCUCUUGGGUUCCUUUAAAUCGCACAAAAAAGACGAGCUAGCCAAGCUACUCCGUGACGGAGGAGGUCAACUCCUGAGUCGGCGGCCCAAGCCCGACAGUGAUGUGACUCAAACCCUCAGUGCUGCUGCCUACCACGCUUUGCCGGGAUCGGACCAAGCCCUCGGCACCCAGUACAUCAUCUUUGACCGGCAGGGUCCUCACAAACCCUCACUGAUUCGGAAGGGCAAAGUGUGGUCUGCUCCUUCUACCUGGGUCAUUGACUGUAUCACAUCUUUCCGAAUUCUCCCUGUACCAAACUUUGAAUUAGCGUGAGUAUUCUUAACGUCAGCUUUUGUAAUUGCUCCUUAUCAUGUUAAUCAUUCAACAGUCUCAAUCUGAUCAUUUCCCCGCUUGAAGAUUUACAAUAACAAAGAUAAUUUGAACAAAUUUUCCCCUCCUGAAAUUUCAGAAGCGUCUAUCAAACUUUGUACCAUGAGAAAAUGAUGCUUCAAAUUCGCUUCAUGAACCAGUUGUAUUUUUCGUACCUCCUCCAGGUGCCACUCUGUUUAACAUUUGGCAGAGUAAAAAAAAACAACUAAAAACUUGUGAGCAGCAAAGUGGUGUUGAAAAGCGUAAAAACCUGGAAAAAUAGUUUUGUAGAUUUGAUUUGAAGAAUUAUUGGGGGAUUUGGUUCAUGGAAAUUGUAGAUAAUCAUCUCAAUCUAUCUUUGCUCGAUGGACGUUAUAUUCUGUUGCAAAAGGUUGAAGCUUGGGGCUGCUAAAAAUUCACUUAUCACUUGGCUUCCUAAAAAAUCUUGACCUCUGGUUUAUUUUGUUGACCACACUCUACACAAAACGCUCCUCUUGCUGUGCUGCAAAUUAAACAGAAGAAGCAAGCAGCUCUGAACAAAUCCUUCUAAUUUCCAAGGAAAAGAUAAUGAAAAAUCUUUUUGAAAAUGCAAGUGCAAAGUCCCUGACAGAAUUGAUUGAAAGUGGUUUGUUACCCUAAAUUGGAUGUUAUAAAAAUGCAGAUAAACUGCUGCCGCACUGGCAUGAGGAGAAUAAAUAAGCAUUUUGUUAGGGUUGUGUGUAUUGUGAGUAUAAUAUGUGUAAAUUGUAUUCAAGAGCGACUGGCCCGCUAUUAGAAUGCACCUAACUGCUAUUGAUUACUUUUGCGGUGCUAAAAUUUCAUCCCUUGUCCGUUCUAAGCUGCACUAGGCCGUUAAAUGAUAAGGGGCAAGGAAGCGCUUCUAAUGAAACCACAUUUUAUGUCCUUGAACUAAAGAAAGCCACUUAUUUUUCCUCACAUUCUCUUUUCAAGCAAUCUAUUGAAAGAAACCUGGUGAUUGUGAUGAUGUGCUGAUCUAUUAAGCAUGUUGGGCCCCAGUUUUGCUUUAAAUCAUUUGGUUUGAUUUCACAUUUACAAACUUUUCCUGAAAAUCUUGAACAGAGCAAUAAAAAAAGACCAAAAAUCCCUUUUUGCAGAAUAACACUUCAUUUCAUGUCUAUUUAACAAAAUAGUUUGGCAUCAUGAUAAUACACUUUGCACACAGAUAUAGUAUAUUGGAAGUUAUUUACAUCGAAACAACAUGUGGAGCACCGAGGGUUGUUUUGUAAUUUGUGUUUUCAGUCUAAACUCAACUGUCCACAAAACAACCCGUAAUGCUCCCCAAAAAUGAAAACAACUGAUUGUAUGCUAACAGUGUUUGUCUUUCUGUUCCAGGCACAUUUUAUCGACAAAUUUCCCGACAAAAGUAAUACAAAUAAAACAAUCUUUGAUUA
Molecule: messenger RNA, 3972 nt
Organism: Syngnathus typhle (broad-nosed pipefish)
Lineage: Eukaryota; Metazoa; Chordata; Actinopteri; Syngnathiformes; Syngnathidae
Gene: bard1
Product: BRCA1 associated RING domain 1
Exons: 11
Coding region: 104-2524 (806 amino acids)
Molecular function (GO): protein binding
Source: RefSeq, a predicted model, not a curated record